CUUUUUGAGGAUAACACCUACAAAAUCCAGCAAACUCAAAUCUAGGUUGGAUUUAACAGUAAGGUAAAUUUUAUUGUGUCAAAAAAGGAGAAAUUUAUCUUACUUCAGGAUAAAAUUGAGGUGAAGAAAGCUUCUUUUGGUGCCAGAUGAAAUGAAGCAUAUUGUGAAGAUUAUGGCUUUGCUGGUGGCUCUAUCGGCCAUCUGGAUUAGCCUAUUGCAGAUAUCAGUGAUCCCAGAUAGUUAUACUUGGUUGCUGCCUCUCUACUCUAUCAUAACGCUUGGUUGUUAUGGCCUAUUUAUGGUUGGAAUUGGUCUGAUGCAAUUUCCAACUUGCCCACAAGAGGCAAUCCUGUUGCAACAGGAUAUUAUUGAAGCCAAGGAUUUCCUGAAGACAAAAGGGGUAGAUGUUGGUUCAGAUUGAUUUGAUACAUUGAUCUCAUAUAAUGCAAGGGAAGAUUAGUGAUGGUGCUUAUUGGUGGUAUUCACAGCGAAAGAAUUUCCUCGAUUGAGCAUUUAACAAGGUGUCCUGACUCGAGAAAAUAAGUGUUUUGAGUUCACAAUCUUGAAUUCUGAGAUAUAUUGUUUCACUUUCUUGUAACGGAGAAGCAAAGUAGUAUUGACGCUUGUACAUCCUAUACAAAUUGAUUGCUUAACUGCAUUGGUUUUUACAUUUUAGAUAAGAUCCGGUACUUUAAUCAACUAAGUUUCUUCUAUGUCA
Messenger RNA from Olea europaea var. sylvestris, 718 nucleotides. Its product is annotated as dolichol-phosphate mannose synthase subunit 3-like. Bases 152 to 421 code for a protein of 89 amino acids. The transcript is spliced from 4 exons. Gene Ontology annotation, biological process: GPI anchor biosynthetic process. Gene Ontology annotation, cellular component: dolichol-phosphate-mannose synthase complex; endoplasmic reticulum membrane. NCBI's taxonomy places the organism in Eukaryota, Viridiplantae, Streptophyta, Magnoliopsida, Lamiales, Oleaceae. The record is from RefSeq and is a predicted model, not a curated record.